Molecule: messenger RNA, 1377 nt
Organism: Neoarthrinium moseri
Lineage: Eukaryota; Fungi; Ascomycota; Sordariomycetes; Amphisphaeriales; Apiosporaceae
Exons: 1
Coding region: 1-1377 (458 amino acids)
Molecular function (GO): hydrolase activity, acting on carbon-nitrogen (but not peptide) bonds, in cyclic amidines
Source: RefSeq, a predicted model, not a curated record
AUGAAGAUCGAGGGCGUCAUAUUGCCCACCAGAGGGCAUAACGCUUCCUGGAAUCUUGAGGUGUCAAAUGGUAUCAUACGAACUAUGGAACCGGUCACGCAUCAACAUGCGGACGCAGCUGCCACCCCCAGCCUGCUGUUACCUGCUCUCUGCCAUCCCCACAUACACCUCGACAAGCCCUAUAUCUUGACCUGCAACCAUGGGACGUCGCCAGAUCAUCCCGAUUACUCUGAUCUGGCGCCGCGGACUGGCUCCUUCGGUGAAGCUCUCUCCAACACAUCCAAAGCCAAAGAGCGCUAUACUGCGGAAGACCUCUAUCUCCGUGGGUCGCAACUCCUGGCAACGGGCCACAGGCAGGGCGUGACUUCGCUUCGGGCUUUCGUGGAACUGGAUCAUGUUACCGGCAUCCAGCCAUUGACUACAGCAAUCAAGCUGAAGGACGAUUUCUCACAUCUCGUAGAAAUCCAGAUCUGCGCAUUCGCCCAGGAUCCUAUUUUCUCCACCCAGCAUGGCGAGGAGAAUCGAGCAAUGAUAAGCGCUGCGCUUGCGGAUUACAGCGCACACAUCAGCGCUCUCGGUACGACACCUUAUGUAGAAGACUCCGUUGAUGCCUCGUUGCGUAACAUCGAGUGGGCUGUAGCUACCGCAAUCCACCAUGACCUGCACCUUGACUUUCACCUGGACUACAACCUCACGGCCCCGGAUACCACCAAGCCCCUGACCUACUCGGUGAUUGACGCGCUGGAGAGGCAGGAGUGGGCUGAUAAGGCAAACCGAUCGAAUACCAUCGUCAUCGGCCACUGUACACAGCUUUCCAACCUGGCAGCUGCCGAUCUGGCCAAUCUCGCAGACAGGAUCAAGUCCAGCAAACUUCCAGUAUUCUUCGUUGGCCUACCGACGAGCGAUCUGUUCAUGAUGGGUCGUCCAGACCCCAGUAGUCCCCAGCAUCGGCCGCAUCAUCGGCCUAGAGGGACUUUGCAUGUGCCGUCAUUGAUUAAGGACUACUCCAUGUCUGCUUGCCUCGGAGUCAACAACGUCGGGAAUGCUUUUACCCCCUACGGCACGGGCGAUCCUCUGCAGCUCGCCUCCUGGGGCGUGGGGAUAUACCAAGCCGGCACGGUGGAAGACGCACAACUUCUCUUCUCCUGCGUAAGCUGGGGGGCGAGGAGGGCCAUUGGGCUCGAAGUCACCAGCGACAAUGGUGAUAUAAAGGUGGGUGACAGAUGGCAGGCGAUGCUGCGGGUUGAGAAUGAGCAAUGUUGGAGUCUGGAGGGUCGUUCGGGGAGGGCCAUGGAUGUGCCAGCUAGGCAGAGGAUGAGUUUCAGAGACGUCGUGUGGGAUCCGCCAGAUGUACAUUUGAGGUCUAUUAUAAGGUGA